Messenger RNA from Anguilla anguilla (European eel), 5452 nucleotides. Its product is annotated as wolframin-like. Gene Ontology annotation, biological process: endoplasmic reticulum unfolded protein response; calcium ion homeostasis. Gene Ontology annotation, molecular function: protein binding. The transcript has 9 exons. Lineage: Eukaryota; Metazoa; Chordata; Actinopteri; Anguilliformes; Anguillidae. The record is from RefSeq and is a predicted model, not a curated record. Bases 442 to 3657 code for a protein of 1071 amino acids. Gene Ontology annotation, cellular component: endoplasmic reticulum; endoplasmic reticulum membrane.
GAAUCGAAACUCGUUGUACCGGCUAGUCAGCUAAACGUGUACUUUGCACCCUUCUACUUCAUAACUCAGUGCUUCUGCUAAAGCGAAUAUCCGGACAUCUUCUGUGGAUGUCUGGUGCAAGGCUCAGGAAACAAUUGUAGUUUCCUGCAGCUAAAGCCAAUCAUAAACGCGGAUGACGAUUAAGUCACAGACAGUGUCCAAUGAGAAUCUAUGAAACUUCCAGUGGGCAGAUCCAUUCCCAUUCACAGCUGUGGACGAUCGUGGACAGCAGCUUGUCGAGUCCCAUCAUUCAGGUUAGGUCACUGCAACGGUGUCUUGAGCUGGCAGAAGUGAAAUGGAAUGAAUGGGGGAAUACUUAGGCCAGCUCAGCUUGUAAACAACAGAAUCACAGCGUCACUGUAUGUUUAAACGGCACCUACUACCCCUGAACUAUUCAGAAAGAUGGAAGUUGACCCUCCACCCCCAGGGACACCACCAACCUCUCCAACCCCCUUAAUCCCCCCUGCGGCAUCUAGUCCUCGCACUCCUGCAGUCUCCUCACCUUCAACAGCCUCUCCAUCCCCAACGGCGGCCAAAUCCUCUCCUCCCCCUGCCGUCCCUACUCUACCAGCCGCCGCUGCUCGCUCCAACCCUCCUGUUUCUCCAUCCUCCCCAUGCCUGCCCACUCCCCCAGCCACGGCUACUGGCUCCACCCCUCCAGUCACUCCGCCCUCCCCAAGCCUCCCCACCCCCCCGGCCGCCGCUGCUCGCGCCAGCUCUCCCGCAUCUCCGCCCUCUCCGCCUGCCUCCGCCCCCCGCCCGGUGCCCCCCCAGAGCCCGCCCGCCAGGCCCGCCCCUCAGCAUGGCCGCUCUCAGCUGAACGCGGCCAGCGGCUUCGCGCGGCUCGCCCAGACCCUCGUGGUGGAGGAGAGGCGGAUCUCGGCGGACAUGGAUUCACCUGGAGGGUCCCCGCGACGUGCACAGCAGCCUGAAGCCGAAACCAAGCCGGAGGAGGAGCUGACGUUCGAGGAGCUGGAGGAGAAGGCAAAGUCCGGAGAUGCUAAAGCCCAAACAGACAUUGGGAGAUACUACCUGAAGCUGGCUGAGCAGGAGGACGAAGAACUGAACAACUGCAACGCUGUCAGCUGGCUGGUUCAGGCGGCCAAAAAUGGCCGCAAGGAUGCCGUCAGGCUCCUGCAGCGGUGCCUGGCGGAGAGGAAAGGCAUCACCGCCGAAAACGUGGAGGAGGUGAAGAAGCUCUCCAUGGAGACCAAGUUUGAGCGCGCGGUGAGGAAGGCCGCCCUGCUCAUGUACUGGAAGCUGAACCCAGAGAAGAAGAAGAAGGUGGCCGUGUCCGAGAUGCUGGAGAACGUGGGGCAGGUCGACGCCGACAUGGAUGCCCCGGGCAAGCCAGGGCCCGUCUCCAGCUCGCUGCAGAAACAGAGGAGAGUUCUGGAGACACUGGUCACCUCUGAGUCCAGCAAAUUUGUGGGUUUGGAUGAUUUCGUGGAAAUCACCAAAAAGUACGCACAGGGCAUCGCCCCGUCCUCAGAACUGGACCAGGGCGACGACGAUGACGACGACUCCAUGGCGGGAAAGCACCCGGACGACCUGCCCCUGCACCAGAAGGAGGCCCCUAUUGAUGAUAAGUGGAGCGAGAAUGGAGGUCCGCUUGCCAUGGCCCACGUUCCGCCGGUUCCCGCCGAGGGGGCCCUGGGAGUCAAAAAGCCCAGCCCGCCGACGGAGUCAAUCUGCCGGAAAAUGCUGAUGUCCAGAUGGGGUGUAGGGAGGAGCAAGAGGUUGGACAUUAAUGACAACAGCACAAUGCUGAGAAGAACUUUGGAUUUUAAAACCCACUUUCUGAUUCUGAAGUACCCGAUUCAUGCCAUCAUGGAGAUUAAGGAGCACCUGAUCGACUGGGCAUCACGCGCUGGCCUGCAGUGGCUUAGCACCAUCAUCCCCACCCACCACGUCAACGCCCUCAUCUUCUUCUUCAUCAUCAGCAACCUCACCAUCGACUUCUUCGCUUUCAUCAUUCCCCUGGUCAUCUUCUACCUCUCUUUUAUUUCUAUGGUGAUCUGCACCCUGCGGGUCUUCCAAAACAGCAAGGCCUGGGAGAACUUCCGGGCUCUGACCACACUGCUGACCCGCUUCGAGCCCGGCCUGGACAUGGAGCAGGCCGAGACCAACUUCGGCUGGAACCACCUGGAGCCCUACCUGUACUUCAUCGCUUCCGUCUUCUUCGUCAUCUUCUCUUUCCCCGUGGCGGACAAGACCUGGAUCCCCUGCUCGGAGCUGGCCACCGUCGCCAUCUUCUUCACCAUCACCAGCUACAUGAGCCUCAGCUCGUCGGCGCAGACCUACACCCGGCAGGCCAUGGUCAUUGAGGUGGCCUCCUCCAUCUGUGCCAUGACCAGCUUCCUGCCCGAGCGCAUGGGCCUGGCCCGCUUCCUGGGCCGGACGUUCCUCACUGUGCCCAUCAGCGAGUUUGUGGUCCUGAAGAUCAGCAUCCCGUGCCUCCUCUACAUGUACCUCUUCUACCUGUUCUUUCGGAUAGCCCAUAUGCGCAACUUUAGGGGCACCUAUUGCUUCCUGGUGCCCUACCUGGUGUGCUUCAUGUGGUGCGAGUUCUCGGUGGUCCUGCUGCAGAACUCCACGGGCAUCGGGCUGAUCCGCACCUGCAUUGGCUACUUCCUGUUCCUGUUCGCUCUGCCCGUGCUCACCCUGGCCCUGGCCGCCGUGCUGGUCAUCCAAGUCAUCAAGUGGUUCCUGGCCCUGGAGCUGACCAAGAUGAUCGUGACGCUGGUGGUGUGCGCCAUCCCGGUCAUCCUGAGGCUGUGGACGCGCUUCAGCCUCUCCCUGCUGGACGUGCUCAAGUCCCUGUCCAAGAGCAGCGUGGUCAAGCUCAUCCUGGUCUGGAUCUCGGCCAUCAUCCUCUUCUGCUGGAUGUACGUGUACCGCUCGGAGGGCAUGAAGGUGUACAACUCCACGCUGACCUGGCAGCAGUACAGCUUCACCUGCGGCCCGCGGGCCUGGAAGGAGUCCAACAUGGCCAAGACCCAGAUCCUGUGCAGCCACCUGGAGGGCCACCGCGUCACCUGGACGGGCCGCUUCAAGUACGUGCGGGUGACGGAGAUCGAGAACGGAGCGCAGUCCGUCAUCAAUCUGCUGCCCGCCUUGGUGGGCGACUGGAUGCGCUGCCUGUACGGCGAGGCUUACCCAGCCUGCGACCCCCAGAACGCCACCCUCCACGAGGACGAGCUGUGCCGCCUCAAGUUCCUGGCCAAGCACGAGUGCCACAUCAAGCGCUUCGACCGCUACAAGUUCGAGGUGACGAUGGGAAUGCCCCUGGACAGGAAGGGCCGGAACGGCACGCUGGAGGACGACGACGCCACCAAGGACAUCGUCCUCAAGGCCAGCAACGAGUUCAAGAAGGUCCUGCUGAACCUGGGGGCGGGCAGCACGGUGGAGUUCAGCACGGUGCUGGAGGGCCGCCUGGGCAGCAAAUGGCCGGUGUUCGAGCUCAAGGCCAUCCACUGCCUCAACUGCGUCUCCAAGCUGGUGCCCGUGGGCAAGCAGUACAAGAUCGAGCCCGACUGGAGGGGCACGGCUCAGCAAGCCAUUAAGUUCGCCUUCGACUUCUUCUUCAACCCCGUCUUAUCUGCCAGGAUAGAGUAGCGUCACUGCGGGGGAAGAGGUGGGCUACUGUGUUACGAUGCUGCGCUGUUUGAAUGUACUGAGGUGUACCUUCGUAGUUCACCACGGUAACUAUGUAAUGCCUUAUAUAUAUUUUGUGCGUGUGUCUCAUGUAACAGAGAUGCACAUUAUUUUCACUACAGUAGACAAUGUACAGUAAGUAUAUGUAAAUAUAUUUACCCAAUGGACAGUAAAUAUAAAUAUAAAAUAUACCUCUACAGUGAACCAACAUGCGCAGCCAUUGGGAAUUAGGCUAACGUUAAUUUAUUACACAACUGGCUUAUUGUUCAUCUGAGAGAACCAGCACAGGUGUUCUCGCAUUCGCGGAAGGAAGAAACUUCCAGAAGACACGGUUGAUAGAUGCCUCCUGUAAUCCUGAGCUCCGGCGUCCGGUGGACCUAUGGAAAGACAGCAUGGCAGCCGGCAUGGCUUACGCAUUCAUGAAGCGUUCUCCACACGCAGGGACAACUGCUGCGCUCUGUCACGGUGCACCUGUGGGCUCGCGUGUCACCCAGGGAAGACGAAUGUGAGGGGGGCCGCAGUGGAGGAAUCACCACAUGUGCAGUAAAGCAGCGGGCUGGCUCACGCUUCUCACAAAGGGGUCCAUUGUGUGUUUGGCCUCAACGCAUUUCAGAUUAGUGAGAAGGUGUCACAUUCUCCGAUUAGUUAUAAUCUGCAAAAUACACGUAUGCUAUACUAGAUGUACUUCAUCAUGAAUGAAAUUCCUCCCACUAAAUUAUUUUGAACACAGGAAAUAUUCAUAUACCUUCAUGUAUUCACAUACAUACACACACGCAUGCAAAUAAUUAAAAAACGUCCUCUGUUGUGUAAUCGUACUUACCAAUGAGCACAUAGCCAUUCAUGGAUUUGUAGUCUAACAUUGACAGAAAUAUAGAGCCUUAAUUCAGAGCCAUAAAAUCAGAGCAAUAGUCAGUUUACCAUUAUUUAAUGCUUUUUUAAAACCUGUGUUUAAAAAAAAUCAGUACAUGGAUGCUCUAAAGGAAUACAGUAGAUGUAUAUCCCUUUUAGAGAACUGUGGUAUUGUUCCUUAUUCUUUUCAUGAAUCAUUCAUUUGUUGCGUGUCUUUUACUGUGUGAGUAGAGAAGCUUUUUGUGUGAAUGGAGUUCUAUGAGCAUGAGGUCUGAAUCAUUUGAAAGCCAACUGUCAAGCACAGUGGGGUGAGCUUGUAUGUUCAGAGCUGGAAUCUGUUCGAAGCCAGAUUUUUAGCCAAGGAUUUGCUUCCACCUACAAACGGUGUUUCUCAGUUCAUGGUUGGAGAUCCACUGGUGGGUUUAAAGAGGUGCUUACUAUCAGCAUGUGGCAACUGGCAAGGUGCCUGUACUAAAACUGAUUAUGCACCUUCCACAGAAGCUUACACUAAUGAAACUAAGCAGCAGUAAUUGGUGCAAAUGCUGAUAAAAUCUUGGUAUUAGAUUACAUUUUAUAGUGGUGGUUAGAGCCAUUGUGUUCACUCAUUAAGUUGGUUGUUUUAUUGUGUUGGAAUGUUUGGAAACCUCUGCCUUAAAUUAUAUUUUGUUGUAAUUUUCUAGUUCUGGCUUCACCUGUGGCUUUCCCUCAGAAAAUAUAUUUUUUGCUGUUGAGCAGCUGUAUAGGAGUUCCCUAAUUUCAAUAAGAAAGUUGAGUAUGAGGGGGGAGGAAGGCCUGUUUAACGUUAAUUGAUAAUGUAGUCAAAAUGGAAUCCUGAAAAUGUAAAUGUUUCCUGGAAAUACUGCUGUAAUCCCACCACUGUGAUGAAUAAAGUGUCAUCAGCCAACGG